CCUUCCCUCUCUCGUUCUCUCCCCAAACCCCACCAUCACCACCCCCAACACCACCACCACGACGGCCGACGUCGACGGGGAUCAUAGGAGCCGCCACGACAAAGCUCUCUUCUCACCAAUGCCUGCCCAGAAGCGUUCCGUCUCCGAAAAUCUGGUCAGCGGCGGAGUCGACGACGAGGAGGAGGAGGAAAGAGACGAAGACUCUCUCCAUCAACACUUCCAUCGGAAGCAGCCGCGGCACCUCGAACCAGACCAAGUUCAGCCCCAAGAUCACCACCACCAACACCCACAGCUCCACCAAGAAGAGGAUUCCGAUGAAAACCCUUCCUCUAGCACUGAAGAAAAACCAGAAUUUGUCUUUGUAGGACUGCCAGACAUUCGUAAAGAUGUACAAUGUCCAAUAUGUCUUGGGAUCAUUAAGAAAACACGUACUGUAAUGGAAUGCUUGCACCGGUUUUGCAGGGAAUGCAUUGACAAAUCAAUGAGACUGGGGAAUAAUGAGUGUCCUGCUUGCCGCACACAUUGUGCCAGUCGACGUUCCCUGAGAGAUGAUCCAAACUAUGAUGCCCUAAUUGCAGCUUUAUAUCCAGAUAUUGAUAAGUAUGAAGAGGAGGAACUGGCUUUUCAUGAAGAGGAGCAGACUCGCAAUAAGCAGAUUCAAGCAUCAAUUGCUCAAAUUCUUCAAAGACAAUCAGAAGCGCUAAAUAGGAAACGCACACUGGGUAAAGAUAUAGCAGGUCCAUUUAUGACAAGAUCACAGCGCAAUUAUCGGAAUGCUUAUUCAAGGAGGAGGAAAAACGGUCGAGGUUCUGAUCUUCAAGGAUCUGAUGAUAAUGAGGAUGAGAAUGAUAAUGAUGGAGGCAAAGGUUCAUCUUCUGCUGAGGAGCGUUCUACAGAAGUCAAGCGGAGAAGGUACAAGAGACGGGCAGGAAUUCGACUCAUACAACCUUCUUCUUCUUCAGUAGCUAACUCAGAUGGUGGAUGCAUUGAAAAUGAUUUAGAAGUGAAUAGAGAAAGCCGAGGCUUUUCUCCUGGACUAGUGUGGAAUCCUGAAAUGCUUGCUUGGGGCAGGGGUGGUGCUCGGAGUCAUACACGACAUGGCAGUAGCAGUGGUUGCAAUCAUAAGAGUGCCCGGAGUACCCGCCUGUCCAAGUUGGUUGAUUAUCUUCGGAGCUUAGGGGAAAAUGAUAAUGAGUUAGAUGUUCAUCUCAUGCUUAUUUCUCUGGAUAAAGAAAGUACACCAAGUUUGCAGCAGCCAUAUCUUUGCUGCAGGCCAACCUUGUCAGUGAGACACCUCUGUGAAUAUGUUGCUCUCCAGACACCUUUGCGCGCGGAAGAAGUUGAAAUAUUGGUGGUGAAAGGGUGUCACGAUGACUAUCAGCCCUUCCCAAACCCUUCAACCUCAGUAGAUGAUCUGAAUCCCGACCCCAUAGUGAUUGAUCCAUCCAAAGAUGAGCUGCAAAUUUUGGAGGGGCAAGAAACUCUGGUGGGGCUUCAAGCCAAUGGCACUUCCUGUAGAAACCAGUUGGUCCUAGCAUAUCGGCAGAAGGGGGAUAGUUAGCCAUCAUCCAUAAUGUUACUUGUCUCAUUCAUCGAAAAUCCAACAAACCGGCAAUCUUAUAAUAUGGGGGAGGAAAUUAUAGAGGGGGCUCUGCAUAUGUUACAGAUGUACAUUAUAUACUUAAAACAGGGAUGACAUGAACAUUCAAGCCUCUUUUUAUGUUACUGAUGCACAUUGCACACUUGCCUUCUUAUAUUCAAGCUUAUGAGCUUUA
Molecule: messenger RNA, 1775 nt
Organism: Vitis riparia (riverbank grape)
Lineage: Eukaryota; Viridiplantae; Streptophyta; Magnoliopsida; Vitales; Vitaceae
Product: putative E3 ubiquitin-protein ligase RING1a
Exons: 10
Coding region: 119-1561 (480 amino acids)
Source: RefSeq, a predicted model, not a curated record